Messenger RNA from Colossoma macropomum (tambaqui), 1209 nucleotides. RefSeq names its product guanine nucleotide-binding protein G(o) subunit alpha-like. The transcript has 11 exons. Gene Ontology annotation, biological process: adenylate cyclase-modulating G protein-coupled receptor signaling pathway. Lineage: Eukaryota; Metazoa; Chordata; Actinopteri; Characiformes; Serrasalmidae. Bases 1 to 1209 code for a protein of 402 amino acids. Gene Ontology annotation, cellular component: heterotrimeric G-protein complex. Gene Ontology annotation, molecular function: G-protein beta/gamma-subunit complex binding; GTPase activity; guanyl nucleotide binding. The record is from RefSeq and is a predicted model, not a curated record.
AUGGCUCGAGCGCGAGAUGGUCCUCGCUGCGGAACCGAAAGUCCAGUGGGACGGAGCGACAUCGAGAAAAACACAAAGACAUCAGCAUCACCUGCGGGUUUCCCACAGGCCUGCGGUAGGACACUGCGGCUGUGUCUCCCCUCCAGAGUUUCCGAGGAGGAGAAGAAGGCCUGUGAGUGGAGUUCCAGAAUAGACAGAGAACUGGGAGAACAAGGCAGACACGAGGGGAACGUGGUCAAAAUGCUUCUGCUGGGCACUCCAGAGAGUGGCAAAAGCACUAUAGUGAAGCAGAUGAAGAUCAUCUAUAGCCGUGGCUUCACCAAAGAGGAGCUCACAAGCUUCAAGCCUGCUGUACUGGACAAUCUCCUGACUUCCGUGAAGUUUGUUCUACAUGGUAUGGGCGUGUUACGGAUCAAUCUGGCCAACAGGAAGAACAAGGCUCAUGCACAAUCUAUCUUGUCAUGUGAAUGCUGUGUUGGAGAGGACCAGGAGCUGUUACCCUUCGUGGCCUAUGCUUUCUACAGCCUAUGGGGGGAUCAGGGAGUGCGGGCAGCAGCUGCCAGGGGCCACGAAUACCAGCUUAAUGAUUCAGCCCUGUAUUUCUUUCAGAACAUGGGCAGAAUCAUCAGCCCAAACUACGUCCCAACUGAGUCAGAUGUGUUGAGGGUGCGAGUGAGAACCAGUGGCAUCAUCGAAACUCAGUUCAGCCACAACAAUGCCAUUUACAGAAUGUAUGAUGUGGGCAGUCAGUGCUCCGAGAGGAAGAAGUGGUUCAGCUAUUUUGACGAUGUCCGGGCUGUGCUAUUUGUAGUGGCUCUUAGUGGGUAUGAUCUAACCCUUCCUGAGCACCCCUUUUCGAACCGUCUACAAGAGAGCUUGGAGCUCUUUACCACUGUAUGCAACAGCGCAAAUUUCAGGAAAGCUUCACUGAUUUUAUUAAUGAACAAAACUGAUCUGUUUUGUGAGAAGAUUUUGCACUCUGGAAGACACCUGAGACUCUACCAUUCCGACUUUAAAGGACCGGACUAUGACGUGAAUGCAGCAGCUCGUUAUGUUACUGCGUUGUUUGUGGCACGUUGCACCACCUCAGGCAAGCUGGUGUAUCCUCACUACACCAACGCCACAGACACGGUGACUGUGCGGGAUGUGUUUUCUGCUGUCGUGAACACAAUUUCAAGACAGAACCUUGAAGCUGUAUCCCUGCUCUAA